AUGGCUUUCCGACCAGUUGCUAUCGCUACACUAUUCGUGGUGUGUUUGUCAUUCCAUACUACUGCUUCUAAGCAAUGUGAAAGUUACACCUACUCCAUCUUCCAAAAGAUGUUGAGGGGUCACACAUUUCGGACGAUCCAGGUUCGCGCGGGCUCCGUUGAUUGUAUAGAGGCAUGCAAUUCUGACGUCAGAUGUCAAAGCCUUAACUUCGUCAUGUUUGAAGACUUGUGUGAGUUAAACAACAGGACUAAAGAAGCCAGACCGGAAGACUUCGUUGAAAAUAUGAACAGAUAUUACAUGAUGAAAUCAAGCGAAAGAGUGCCUCUCGGGUCCAUUUCAGAGCUCCCUGCUGAUUCUUGUCGAGAGAUAAAGGCGAGUGAAGGAGAUAAGGCUGUAAAUGGCUGGUACUGGCUGACUACCCCUGGAUCACAUCAUGUCUCUCUUUCUUACUGCCUCAUGAAAACCGUUGAUGUAGGUUGUGUUGAUGUAAAUCCAAAUGAGGAAGGUACAGUCCAUGUUGUAAAUGCUGAUCAUGGCGUCUGGCCCGCCAGUGGCUUCUGUCGCGUUAUUUUUGAACAAGACAUCAAAGCAGUCGGUCCGUACGUACUGGACAUCGAGCUGUUAAAUACGGUCAGACCAGGAAUUGUGUAUUGGGGACAUCCUGGAGUGAUCUACAACGUUGUUGACGAAGAUAACUUUGACUUUGUUUAUUUUAGGUUGCCAAGUGGCUCAAAUAACUGUUAUCAAGUGGGUUAUUCCUCUAAUGGGAACAACUAUUAUACCAACACUGCUUCCUGUCCUGGCGGUACUCCAAAAAGUGGUAAAUGGUUCAACGUUCGAGUUCAAAUCGAUUUGAAUAGAAACGUCAACAUAUACUACAAGGGCGCUCUUAUGAAGUCAUAUACAGCCCAUUUCAGUACAAAAGUCAGUGGCGGAGUUUUGGUUACAAAUGGUUUCCGAAAUAUCAUCCAGUUCAGCAAUUUCAGCAUCAGCCAGCAAUAGAAUGUACAUAACUCAGUUUAUCGCCAUCAAACUGUAGCUGAUAGGAUAAAUAACUCAGAAAUAUAAUUUCUGUGAAGUUCCUUAGAGUUCC
Messenger RNA from Pocillopora verrucosa, 1093 nucleotides. RefSeq lists its product as uncharacterized. The record is from RefSeq and is a predicted model, not a curated record. NCBI's taxonomy places the organism in Eukaryota, Metazoa, Cnidaria, Anthozoa, Scleractinia, Pocilloporidae.